Betta splendens (Siamese fighting fish) is the source of this 1121-nucleotide messenger RNA. It is a transcript of the gene hsd17b10, whose product is annotated as hydroxysteroid (17-beta) dehydrogenase 10. The transcript is spliced from 6 exons. Gene Ontology annotation, biological process: fatty acid metabolic process; estrogen metabolic process; androgen metabolic process. Lineage: Eukaryota; Metazoa; Chordata; Actinopteri; Anabantiformes; Osphronemidae. Gene Ontology annotation, cellular component: mitochondrion. The coding region runs from base 136 to 918 and encodes 260 amino acids. Gene Ontology annotation, molecular function: estradiol 17-beta-dehydrogenase [NAD(P)+] activity. The record is from RefSeq and is a predicted model, not a curated record.
AUAAAAAGUUUAAUAUUUCGUAGGCCCAGACGUUUCAUAUGAAUUGGGGAAAAUUUAGAUCCUUUAUAAAUAUAGGUUUGGUCUUGUCACUGUUUAAAUAUACGAUCUUUGGUGUGACGUCACGGCAGAGCAAACAUGGCGAACAUUCGGUGUGUCAAGGGAAUGGUUGGACUGGUGACAGGCGGUGCAUCAGGUUUAGGCCGGGCCACUGUGGAGCGUUUGGUGCAGAGUGGAGCAUCUGUUGUGAUCCUGGACCUUCCCUCCUCUGAGGGACGGGUCGUGGCUUCCAGUCUGGGUGAUUGUUGCGCUUUCGCUCCUGCAGAUGUGACUUUAGAGGCAGACGUCCAGUCAGCAGUGUCCCUGGCCAGAGAAAGGUUUGGGAAGCUGGACCUUGCGGUUAAUUGUGCUGGCAUCGCUGUGGCUGUUAAAACCUAUAACUUCAAGAAGGAUGUCGCUCACAGCCUGGAGGACUUCCAGCGUGUCAUAAAUGUGAACAUUGCAGGAACCUUUAACGUAAUCCGUCUGGCUGCUGGUGCCAUGGGGAAGAAUGAACCUGAUGCAGAUGGACACAGAGGCUGCAUCAUCAACACUGCCAGUGUGGCAGCUUUUGAUGGACAGGUUGGCCAGGCAGCAUAUUCAGCUUCUAAAGGUGGCAUCGUCGGUAUGACACUCCCUAUCGCAAGAGACCUCGCUCCCAUGGGCAUCAGGGUAGUCACCAUAGCACCAGGUCUCUUCUCGACUCCUCUCCUAGCUAGUCUUCCUGAGAAGGUGCGCUCCUUUCUUGCUCGCCAAGUGCCCUUCCCCUCACGCCUGGGAGACCCCUCUGAGUUUGCCCACCUGGUGACGUCCCUGGCUGAAAACCCCAUGAUUAAUGGCGAGGUUAUUAGACUGGAUGGAGCCAUUCGUAUGCAGCCAUGAGACAGAUGGGCAGUGUGUGUAUGUGUUGACUGCCACUAGUUAAGGAAAGAGGUCUGUGAGAGGCUGCCUCGUGUGUUCACAUGUAUCCAUAAUGUGUAAAAAUGAGACUAUACAGUACAUGAAUGAAACAAUGCACAACUCUUUUUUUAACAAAUCUGAUCAUAGUAAACAUGUCUAAUUUCAAAUAAACCUGACAUAUUACA